This is a messenger RNA of Gloeophyllum trabeum ATCC 11539, 1452 nucleotides long. Its product is annotated as splicing factor, CC1-like protein. The transcript is spliced from 11 exons. The record is from RefSeq and is a predicted model, not a curated record. Gene Ontology annotation, biological process: mRNA processing. Gene Ontology annotation, molecular function: RNA binding. The coding region runs from base 1 to 1452 and encodes 483 amino acids. NCBI's taxonomy places the organism in Eukaryota, Fungi, Basidiomycota, Agaricomycetes, Gloeophyllales, Gloeophyllaceae. Gene Ontology annotation, cellular component: nucleus.
AUGGAUGCUUCUCCGGAACACCGUGACCAUGAAGAUCGUUCGAAGAGGAGACGCGACGAGAGCGCGGGCGAGAACACUCUGCCGCCUCCUCCUCCCGAAGCUGGACUGCCGCCACCGCCUCCGCCGCCUCUGAGUGAUAGCCCACGUCGUAGGUCUGAAAGGCGAGACCGCUCUUACGACCGAGAUCGCAGAUAUCCUGAUAGGCCGCCAAGGCCUCGCGACCCUCGCGACGAAUUUGAUGACCCGCUGCGUCCUCGUCGGGACGAAAGGAGACGUCCACCCCCAGACGAUGACAGGGACCGCCACAGCAGCCGCGGUAGAAGCCACCCUCCACUCCCUGCCGAUGCUGCUGCCGCUGCUGCUGCUGCUAUCAAACGUGCUUCUCCCAGUUACGAGGCACCUGUCGAGGAGCCUUUCAACCCAGAUGAACCCAAAGAAGACGAUUCGGAGCAGCGGUCUGUUUUCGUUUCUCAGUUGGCUGCGCGGCUUACUGCGCGAGAUCUGGGCUAUUUCUUCGAAGAUCAUCUCGGCGAAGGAAGUGUCAUGGAUGCGAGGAUUGUAACGGACAGGCUGUCGAGACGUUCCAAGGGUAUCGGUUAUGUCGAGUUACGCACAAUUGAACUCGUCGACAAAGCUAUUGCUCUUUCGGGCACGGUUGUCAUGGGUCUUCCUAUCAAAGUGCAGUUUACUGAAUCCGAGAGAAAUAGGACCCAUGCAGGGGAUGGGAGCCUCAACCUUCCGCCUGGCGUCAGCGCAUCUCACGGACCUAUGCAGCUCUAUGUCGGUUCUCUGCACUUUAAUCUUACCGAAUCAGACAUCAAGCAGGUAUUCGAGCCGUUUGGAGAACUUGAAUUUGUGGAUCUUCAUAGGGAUCCUAUGACCGGGCGCAGCAAAGGAUACGCCUUCGUUCAAUACAAGAGGCGCGAGGAUGCGAAAAUGGCUCUUGAGCAGAUGGAGGGCUUUGAGCUCGCUGGCCGUACACUUCGCGUGAACACUGUUCACGAAAAGGGUUCCGUUAAAUAUACCCAGCAGGAUUCUCUCGAUGAAGCCGGAGGCGGUAAUUUGAAUGCAGCAUCACGUCAAGCGCUAAUGCAGAAACUUGCUAGGAUUGAGCCUGCACCUACGCGAGAGGAGCCUGUUUCGCGUCCCAACAUACCUCAGAUGAUGCAGUCCAAAUCUGUACUACUAAGGAAUAUGUUCAACCCUGCAGAUGAGAUUGAACGUGAUUGGGACAAGGACUUGGCUGACGACGUCAAAGGGGAGUGCGAGCGACGAUAUGGCAAGAUAGAUGCUAUCAAAGUCGAGAAGGACUCUGAGGGCGAGAUCUACGUGCGAUUUGACUCAGUCGAGUCUGCCAAAAAUGCCGUGGAAGGCUUAAACGGACGAUUCUUUGGAGGCCGCCAAAUCUCGGCCCACUUCAUAUCCGACGCCAUCAUGCAAGCCCAUAUCUGA